AUGCAGGACAAGCCAGCUGUCUUCCUUCAUGGUGUUCAACUUGUGAUGCAGGACAAGCCAGCUGUCUUCCUUCAUGGUGUUCAACUUGUGACAUAUGACAAGCCAGCUGUCUUCCCUUAUGGACAAGCCAGCUGUCUUCCUUCAUGUUGUUCAACUUGUGAUGUAGGACAAGCAAGCUGUCUUCCCUUAUGGUGUUCAACUUGUGAUGCAGGACAAGCCAGCUGUCUUCCUUCAUGUUGUUCAACUUGUGAUGUAGGACAAGCCAGCUGUCUUCCCUUAUGGUGUUCAACUUGUGAUGUAGGACAAGUCAGCUGUCUUCCUUCAUGUUGUUCAACUUGUGAUGUAGGACAAGCAAGCUGUCUUCCCUUAUGGUGUUCAACUUGUGAUGCAGGACAAGCCAGCUGUCUUCCUUCAUGUUGUUCAACUUGUGAUGUAGGACAAGCCAGCUGUCUUCCCUUAUGGACAAGCCAGCUGUCUUCCUUCAUGUUGUUCAACUUGUGA
Messenger RNA from Haliotis rufescens (red abalone), 501 nucleotides. Its product is annotated as keratin-associated protein 10-1-like. The record is from RefSeq and is a predicted model, not a curated record. The transcript has 3 exons. Lineage: Eukaryota; Metazoa; Mollusca; Gastropoda; Lepetellida; Haliotidae. Bases 1 to 501 code for a protein of 166 amino acids.